Molecule: messenger RNA, 297 nt
Organism: Suillus plorans
Lineage: Eukaryota; Fungi; Basidiomycota; Agaricomycetes; Boletales; Suillaceae
Exons: 1
Coding region: 66-290 (74 amino acids)
Source: RefSeq, a predicted model, not a curated record
CGACUCAAAAUCCAGUACCACCAAAUGAUGCAGGCUGGCAAGGCCUCAUCAGAUGGAGGAGCUGGAUGAGUCUUUUUUUCGUUGUGUCGUCGUCUCCGUCUCUGUCGUCGUCAUCAUCAUCGUCUCGUUGUCGUCGUCUCGUUGUCGUCGUUGUCAUUGUCGUCUCGUUAUCUCAUUAUCAUCUCAUCGUCGCUCAUCUAUCUGUUGUCACUAUGUCAUUUGUUGCUGUAUGUUUGUUUACAUCCUUAUGUUUUUUUUUCCAUUGCAUGCACAUGUUUUUGGUGUUGUAAUUGUUGG